AGCUCAAGCCACAGUUUAACAAUCUGUCCAGAGUUAAAGUCUCAGCAGCGCGAUCGCGAUCCGGAACGAUGCCGAGGUCUUUUCUGGUGAAGAGCAAACGGGCCCACAGCUACCACCAACCCAGGCACGCGCACGACUGCUCUUUCACACCGGACGCCGUUUUCACCCUCGUGUGCGCAGGUACGUGCGUAACAGGUGUGGAACGUGUGGUGACUGCAGUCGGCGGGAGAGUUAACGCGCACACCGGCUCUGUUUCAGAGACAAAAGGUCCGGCGGACUCUGAGGGAACUUUGGAGCCGGGGAGGGAUGCGAGCGGCAGCGCACACGGACUGUCCCCGGCCUCCGGACUGCUGUCCCCGGCCUCCGGACUGCUGUCCCCGGCCUCCGGACUGCUGUCCCCGGCCUCCGGACUGCUGUCCCCGGCCUCCGGACUGCUGUCCCCGGCCUCCGGACUGCUGUCCCCGGCCUCCGGACUGCUGUCCCCGGGCUCUUUGUCCUCCGGCUCCCCUCUGAGCUGCGGCGGAUCCUCAGACUGUGACUUCUGGCGUCCUCCGUCUCCUUCCUCCUCACCAGAAUCGGAGAAAUGCUCCACUACUGCAGCAGAGGACAGUCACCACUUCACCCUCCCGAUCUUUCCUUAUUCCUGGAGCUCGUACUCUGGUUCUGGGCUGAAGCACCUGGUUCAGGGGCCGUUCCACCACCCGCAGAGCCACGGGGAUCUCCGAUCCCCUGUCAGCAGCAUUUACCCAUCACCGGGCGGCGGCGCGGAGCGUCUUUACGCAACGCAGAGGGGGACUGUGACCAGAACAUACCACAGAUAUUCCUCACAGCCUCAGAUGUGCACGAUGCGGGACGCAGACCAAUUGUGGGUCGAUGCAGAACACAAGCCUCGCAACUGUGAAGUCAAGUCUGAAAAUGACUUUAUCGACUCCAGCCUCGAGUCAAACGGAUCCUAUAAGUGCGUCACAUGUUGUAAGGUUUUCUCCACACCUCACGGGUUGGAGGUGCACGUGCGUCGGUCACACAGCGGCACGCGGCCGUUCGAGUGCGACAUCUGCGGGAAAACCUUCGGCCACGCGGUGAGCCUGGAUCAGCACCGAGCCGUGCACUCGCAGGAGAGAAGCUUUAGCUGUAAAAUCUGCGGCAAAAGCUUCAAGCGCUCCUCCACGCUGUCCACGCACCUGCUCAUCCACUCAGACACGCGGCCUUAUCCAUGCCAUUACUGUGGGAAGCGGUUCCAUCAGAAAUCGGACAUGAAAAAACACACGUUCAUCCACACAGGUGAAAAACCACACAAGUGUCAGGUGUGCGGGAAGGCCUUCAGUCAGAGCUCCAACCUCAUCACCCACAGCCGAAAGCACACGGGCUUCAAACCGUUCGGCUGCGAACUGUGCGGGAAAGGCUUCCAGAGGAAAGUGGACCUGAGGAGGCACAAGGAGACCCAGCACGGACUCAAGUGACCGCACUUUUUGCGCAUGUGCUCCUGUUUUGGUUUGAAUUUGGCUUGUUUUAAUUAUGUCGUGAUUUUUUUUUUUUUUUAAGAAAGUAUUUGAGUCGAUUUUUCAAAUUGUAUUUAAACUGCUGAACAUUUGACUGACAAUAAUUAUUUCUAAAAUUAAUAAUAAAAUUGCAAAUUUUCCAAAGGAAAU
Messenger RNA from Thalassophryne amazonica, 1649 nucleotides. RefSeq names its product growth factor independent 1A transcription repressor a (gene gfi1aa). Gene Ontology annotation, molecular function: DNA-binding transcription factor activity, RNA polymerase II-specific; RNA polymerase II cis-regulatory region sequence-specific DNA binding. Gene Ontology annotation, cellular component: nucleus. Gene Ontology annotation, biological process: regulation of transcription by RNA polymerase II. The transcript has 5 exons. The record is from RefSeq and is a predicted model, not a curated record. Bases 69 to 1460 code for a protein of 463 amino acids. Lineage: Eukaryota; Metazoa; Chordata; Actinopteri; Batrachoidiformes; Batrachoididae.